CCUUGACUGCCGAGUUCAUUGUUUCCAAGUCGAAUAUAAAAACUCGAAGCGGACCCGAUCUUGAGCUUUCCUCCUUCACCUCUAGACUCUCACAUCAAAACAACUACACUACCAUAAGCUUCAACUACAUUCGACUUCUUCGAAUACCAAUUUACAUUUUGCAACCUUCAAAAACUCAGCUGGUCAACAACCUGAUAACUGCAAGCUGUUGCAUUCGCCACACCCAGCGUCUUUUUCAGCUUCACAUCAGAAGCCCAAAAGUAUCUCGACAACCAAGCAGUACGACCUCCGCACGUUUUUCAAAAUGCCCAACUGGAAGACUUACGAAAGCUCCGUCCGCCUCCUCUCCGCCAUCCUCGCCGCGCACCCCGAUCUCAAACUCAACUACGCUGAAAUCGCCAAGGCAUUUGGGGGAGACUGUACCAAAUGGGCGAUCGACAACCGCUUCAGAUCUUUGAAGACUGAUGCAAAGAGAAUCGGUGAUGCCCUGGCAUCUGGCCUCGAUCCAAUCAGCCUUGACAUCCCUUCGGGUGCCAAGGGCAGGAACCCAUCAAUUGCAGAUAAUGCCGCCCAAAAGGCCCCGAGAACGCCUAAGAAGAAGGCCGUGAAGAAGAAUGUAUCGGAUGAGGAUAAUGAGGAUGAAGAGGAGCCGGAGAUCUCUCCGUCCAAGUUCACACCCAAGGAGUCGCUGAACAAGACCAAAGGAGGCCGUGUCUCCAAGGCCCGCACCCCCCGCAAGGCCGCUGCUGCGAUUCCAACCUACGUCGAGUCAGAUGCGGAGGAGGACGAAGAUGAUGAUGACAAUGCCGACGAGUAUACCGAGGAGAAGGUUUCAAGCAUUGUGGUCAAAUCCGAGUCGAAUGAGUAUGGCGCGGUGACUCCAAACCACGGCCAGGAAUCUCAAAACUUUGCGGCUGGCGAUCAUGCUGGAAACAGUUUCGGUCACCACAGCUUCUCCAGUGGCUUUGCGAACGGAAAUUCCAAUGGCCACUCCAACGGCCACUCCAAUGGCCAACUCGGUGGCUAUGAUAUGGAAGAUGAAGACGAGUUUCACGAGGCUCGCAACAACCAGUUUGGCAUCGGUUACGACGACGAUGCUGUCUAAAUUGCUCCUUCAAGCUCGAGGUUGUUUGCGACGCUGGCUUUCCAAACAUCAAUUUGCGAACCAAGCCCGAGCGGAGGGUUCACACAACUUCUUUUCUUCGUCAAUGAGCAGAGCGGCAUCCUUGGAGAGAUCGUUUCGAUUCAGAAACAUAUACACCUGGGUUUGAUCAUGGAGUUUAUAUACCUGAGCUAUGGCCAGAAGAAUUUUAUGGGCUUUGAUUAUGGAGUUUAUUCGUCUUGGGUUAUGAUGAUGGAGUCCAAGCACCGGGAUUUCGAAAAAUGGGUUCUCAGAUAUUUGAUUUUUUACAUUCGACACUCGCCAAAAGGUCUUUAAUUUUCAUCGAUUCGACACUUGCCAAAAGGUCUUUAAUUUUCAUCGACUGGACCAAACCGGCACAACUCUGCAUUUUGUUAUUGAUUCUCUUUCUGUGGCACUCCCAUGCCAUGAGUGCUUCUUUACUGGAACCACUGGAAGAGCUUGGGAUCGGAAGAUCUGGUGGCAUUUGUUACUGGGCUGAGAUCUUUGCGAUGUUUUGCGGAGUCUGAGGCUCAUGGAUUAUGGAGUCUACCACAUUCACUCGAUACACCGAAUUCAAUGGGAGGAAUCAGCGAAAAAGUCACGCAUUCAGAUAUCGUGGAUACGAAAGCACUCAACAAUUAAGCAUUCAGAUAUCGUGAAUAUGAAAGCACUUGACAGUCAACAG
This is a messenger RNA of Pseudogymnoascus verrucosus, 1808 nucleotides long. RefSeq lists its product as uncharacterized. The coding region runs from base 305 to 1105 and encodes 266 amino acids. The transcript is spliced from 6 exons. The record is from RefSeq and is a predicted model, not a curated record. NCBI's taxonomy places the organism in Eukaryota, Fungi, Ascomycota, Leotiomycetes, Thelebolales, Thelebolaceae.